AUGGUCGCGGUAACGGCUGCUAAACCGGUGUCGUUUACUACCAGUUUGGAUCCAGCGAAUCCCGUUGGUUUCUUGGAGAAGGUUUUCGAUUUCAUUGCGGAAGAGAGUGAUUUCCUCGUGAAAGAGAACGUCCAUAAGGAGCUUGGAUCCAUCGAACUAACCGUCAAGGAAAGGAAUCUCCUCUCCGUCGCCUACAAGAACGUGAUCGGUGCUCGCCGUGCCUCCUGGCGAAUCAUCUCCUCCAUCGAGCAGAAGGAGGAAGGACCUGGCAACAUCGACCACGUCUCCGUCAUCCGUGAGUACAGGGCCAAGAUCGAGGCCGAAUUGUCCGAGAUUUAUGCCGGAAUCUUGAAGCUCCUCAAGAAGAAGCUCGUUUCGGCCGCUGGGACCGGUGAUUCCAAGGUAUUUUUUAUGAAUAUGAAGGGAGAUUACCAUAUGUACUUGGUUGAGUUCAAGACUGGAGAUGACCGGAAAGCGGCUGCCGAGAACACGCUCACUGCCUAUAAAUCUGCUCAGGACAUUGCGACUGCUGAGCUGGCCCCAACUCAUCCUAUUCGAUUAGGAUUGACUUUGAACUUUUCCGUAUUCUACUAUGAGAUCUUGAACUCUCCGGAUCGUGCUUGCACUAUUGCGAAACAGGCUUUCGAUGAAGCCAUCGCAGAGCUGGAUACUCUUGGAGAAGAGUCAUACAAGGACAACACUCUUAUAAUGCAACUGCUAAGGGAUAUAAUUACUCUCUGGGCUUUGGAUGUACAGGAUCAUUUGAUGAGCCAUAGCAGGCGUGUUAAACCGGUGGUGGUCCUAUUUUUCAUCUAA
Hibiscus syriacus is the source of this 816-nucleotide messenger RNA. RefSeq names its product 14-3-3-like protein. The coding region runs from base 1 to 816 and encodes 271 amino acids. The transcript has 2 exons. Lineage: Eukaryota; Viridiplantae; Streptophyta; Magnoliopsida; Malvales; Malvaceae. Gene Ontology annotation, cellular component: cytoplasm. The record is from RefSeq and is a predicted model, not a curated record. Gene Ontology annotation, biological process: signal transduction.